Molecule: messenger RNA, 3001 nt
Organism: Odobenus rosmarus divergens (Pacific walrus)
Lineage: Eukaryota; Metazoa; Chordata; Mammalia; Carnivora; Odobenidae
Gene: DENND2C
Product: DENN/MADD domain containing 2C
Exons: 18
Coding region: 194-3001 (935 amino acids)
Source: RefSeq, a predicted model, not a curated record
AGGACUAUUCAAGAUAAAGUUGCAGCCAUUUUCCACGAGGAUCAAUGAUCAAGAUUUUUCCUUUUAAAAAGAGAUUUCCAAGUUAAAGAUGAAAGGAAAAUGCUGGAAUUGUUUGGAUUCUAACUGACAGGAUAAAGAAUACAGUAUUUCACAGUUACUUAAAAUGGAGCGUCAGUAACAUUCAGACUUUGACAUGCACCCAACUGGGAACAUGGAUGCCGGUUUUUCUCGUUCUGCUGUUCAGACACUGUCAAGAAGCCACUGCAGAAACAUCAAACAAAAAAUUUCUCAGUGGGAAGGAAGAACUAAUGGUAUACCUAAUCCAGAGAAGUGGCAUCCAAGGGACUUUGGAGUGAGAUAUAAUAACUGUCAUCAAGAGAGUCUUCUUAAGAAAAAUCCCGUCGAUGAGGGAAAGAGCAAAAAGUUGGAUAUAACCAACUCUCGCAAUGUUGGUCUAAAUAUUAAUGAAGAUGCGAAAAGCCAUGAUCAAACCAAGGAUGAAAGUGGGAAACGUGGAUGUGAUGAUACACACCUCUUUAGAAAUGAAUCAGAAUCCAAUUGGGUAUGUUCUCAGGUCAAACAGAUCGAAAGCUGGAAAGAAGUUGUUUUGGACCCAGAGACUUCCUUACCUCCAGGAAAUUUCUAUACCUCACAGAUCCUGUGGAAGAAAAUAGAAGCACUCCCCCCGGAUAAAGUCUUAAAUUUGGCUUUAGGACAUUGUGACUCUUCAGAAAAAGAACCGAAUUUCAGAGUUCUCGAUAGUUCAUAUGGAAUAACCAAGAGCUUAGAAAAUAUUUACUCUGAACCUGAGGGACAAGAAUGUGGACCUUCUAUAAAUCCUUUGCCCAAACCUCGCAGGACAUUCAGAUAUUUAUCUGAAUCCGGUGUUAUGCCAUGUAAAGAAAGAAACUGUGACAGAAAAUACUGUGAAAAUAAUUCUUGCGCAGAGUCUUGUUUGGCCUCUUCUCAGGAACCUGAACCAAAGAAAUAUGGCAGAAAAAUCAGAGGGAGAUCUAAAAGGAAAUCCUUUGAAUUUGAGGAUAUUCAGCACUUUCGAAAUCGGAGCUCACAGAAGAUUCAUGAAGAACUUGGAAGAAAUUGUGGCUCAGCACUUUAUUACACACAGUCGGAGGACAAUAUCUAUGAGGAUAUCAUAUAUCCCGCCAAAGAGAAUCCAUAUGAAGAUAUUCCGGUGCAGCCUUUGCCCAUGUGGAGGUCCCCUUCGGCAUGGAAGCUACCACCCCCGAAAAGUGCUUUCAGAGCACCAAAGCUUCCUCCCAAGCCUCAGUUCCUCCACCGGAAGACUAUGGAACUGAAGAGCUCCCAAGCUUAUUUACGGUCAAAGCUCACAAAGGAUACCACUUUGCCUGUCACUUUAACUGAAUGGAAGCUUUUCCGAGCUGGAGAAGUUGCAAACAGGAAAAGAAAAAAUCUUCCCAGGCUUGUAUUGAAAAUUGCUGACAUAUUUGAGUCUAAGAGAGGGAAAAAGAGGGUAAAGUUGCACCCAUACACUGGAAAAGACAUACCUCCCUCAAAAGGUGAAACCAGUGGGAAUGAAAGUGAUGCUGAGUAUCUGCCAAAGAAUCGCCACAAGCGAUUAGCGCAACUGCAACAGUCUUCCAAGAGGAAUCCUCACUACCAGACCUUGGAGAGGGAUCUCAUUGAAUUACAGGAGCAGCAGCUCUUUGAACUUUUUGUGGUGGUGUCUCUACAGAAGAAACCAUCAGAAAUAAGCUACAUUCCCCAAGUCAUACAGCAGUUCCCUAGCAAGGGUGAUCAUGGCUUUAAGCAGUCCAAAGACACUGAAGAGAGGCUCAAAGUUAUCCCCAAAUUUUGUUUUCCCGACUCAAAGGACUGGGUGCCAACCUCAGAACUCAAGAGUGAAACAUUCUCCUUUGUCUUAACUGGUGAAGAUGGGAGCCGGUGGUUUGGUUACUGUAAGAAGCUCUUGCCGGAAGGCAGAGGGAAGCGACUCCCUGAGGUCUACUGCAUGGUCAGUCGCCUCGGCUGCUUCAACCUCUUUUCCAAGAUUCUGGAUGAAGUAGAGAAGAGAAGAGAGAUGUCUCCAGCCCUGGUUUACCCAUUCAUGCGAAGUGUCAUGGAAGCUCCUUUCCCAGCUCCUGGACGCACCAUCACAGUUAAGAGCUACCUCCCUGGGGCUGGCGAUGGGUCCAUUGAACUCUGCCGACCACUGGAUUCCCGAUUGGAACAUGUUGACUUUGAAUGUCUCUUUAAGUGCCUGAGUGUGUGCCAUCUCAUCCGGGUCUGUGCCUCCCUCCUGUUGGAACGGAGGGUAAUCUUUGUUGCCAACAGCCUAAGCACCCUGUCCAAAUGUGGCCAUGCUGUGGUCGCCACACUGUAUCCAUUCACCUGGCAGCACACCUAUAUUCCAGUCCUCCCAGCAUCUAUGAUCGACAUCGUGUGCUCACCCACCCCAUUCCUUAUUGGAAUCCUGUCUUGCUCCUUACCACAGCUCCAGGACCUACCCAUUGAAGAGGUGCUGAUAGUUGAUCUCUGUGCAGACAAGUUCUUACAGGAGGUAUCUGAUGAGGACGAAAUUCUACCUCCUAAACUCCAAGCUGCCCUGAUGCAGAUUUUGGAAGAACGAAAUGAAAUCUUGGCUCAGGAGCAGAAUUUUUCACAAGAUGUGACACUCAACUCUCUGGUGUCUGAGGCAUUUGUGAGGUUUUUUGUGGAGGUAGUGGGACAUUAUUCUUUGAGCAUGACUGUCACUGAGCAUGGGGAGCGUGUAUUCCAAAGGGAAACAUUCCGUAAAUCCCACACCUCCCGAAGUGUACGCCACUUCCUGGAUCUCUUCAUGGAAACACAGAUGUUUGCAGGCUUCAUCCAGGACCGAGAGCUUCGGAAAAGUGGGGUGAAAGGUUUGUUUGAGGUCCGGGCCCUCCAGUAUUUGGAAACAAUCCCAGAGUCUGAGCCUAGUGGGAUGAAUAAAAUUUUGCGGAGUCUUGGAAGUAAAAUGAAAUUUCUGCAGAAGAAAUGA